Messenger RNA from Clarias gariepinus (North African catfish), 1537 nucleotides. It is a transcript of the gene hsd17b2, whose product is annotated as hydroxysteroid (17-beta) dehydrogenase 2. Lineage: Eukaryota; Metazoa; Chordata; Actinopteri; Siluriformes; Clariidae. Bases 56 to 1192 code for a protein of 378 amino acids. The record is from RefSeq and is a predicted model, not a curated record. Gene Ontology annotation, molecular function: oxidoreductase activity. The transcript has 5 exons.
GAAAGGUUAAGGAAGGAGAAAGCACCUUAUUUACUUCUCAGGUGUGGUGCUUGCAAUGGAGCUCUGGCUGUGUGUGUUGAUCGUAGCUACCAGUGCUGCACUGCUGAUGGUGGGACGGAGGAGAACUCACUGGUCAUGGCCAGUAGGGCUUGUGGUGGUGGAGGUGAUGCUGUGCUGUUGGAUAUCAAGUGGAAGUGUGGCAGUAAUAAUAAUAAUAAUGAGUGCCACCUGCGGCUGCUGCAUGCUCCACUUUACUGCAGGAAGGCAGGAGGAUUUGCUGCCUGUGCAAGGCAAAGCAGUGCUCAUUACAGGUUGUGACUCUGGUUUUGGUCACAAUCUUGCUAAGAUCCUGGACAAGGCUGGGAUGAAGGUGUACGCAGGAGUGCUGAAUGAGUUCGGACCUGGUGCUCAGGAGCUCAGGGAGGUUUCUUCUGCACAGCUUGUCAUCCUACAGCUGGAUAUCACAAACCUAGACCAAAUCUCUGAAGCUCAUAAGCUUAUCAAGAGUCAAAGAGGAGAGACGGGUCUUUGGGGACUGGUGAACAAUGCAGGAGUGCUUGGACAUACGUGUGAUGCAGAACUUCUUCCUAUGAGAAUAUUAAGAAAAAUCAUGAAUGUGAAUUUUAUUGCUGGUGUAGAGGUUACUAAAGUUUUCCUGCCUUUGAUAAGAAAAGCACAAGGAAGGUUUGUGUGUGUAUCCAGUAUGUCAGGAGAAGUUCCGUUCCCUGGGUUCGCUGCAUACGGAGCAUCUAAGGCAGCUGUGAUUUCUUACUAUGGAGCUCUGAGACAAGAACUGUCCUGUUGGGGCGUAAAAGUGGCCAUUGUUCAGCCCGGGGGCUUCAAGACAAACAUUUUUGGCAGUCAAGAGGAAUGGUGUAAACUCCAGCAGGAAAUCCUCAGCACCCAGUCCCAAGAAGUAAUAGAUGCAUAUGGAGAAGAGUACAUCGGCUCCAUGGUACACACUUUAAGUACAAUGACUACUCAGACCUGUGAUAAUUUUAAGCCAGUGCUGGAUGAUCUACAACAUGCGUUACUUUCAAAAAAUCCAAGGGCCUUUUACUAUCCGGGACCCAUGGCCUGGGCUGUUCCAGCCCUACAAAGGAUCUGUCCAACACACCUGUUUGAUGCCAUUUUUGCAAGGUUAUUAACUUACAAAGCCUUAAGUCCAGCAGGAGUGGCUAUUAAAAAAUGAAACACUUUUUAUACUGAGAAUGUGCAAGUAGUAAUGCAUUUUAUACACUGUACCCCAGUGCUUCUCAAUGCUGGUCACCCUGCUCUGCACAUAUUAAUGUUUUCUCAGCUCCCAGCACAACAAGUUAGUUAAAGAAGCUAAUUGGCACCCAUUUCUGAAUUGAACUUAUUGUGAUAGAAUAAGGAAAGCAGGGAGAGUCUUCCAGGAGCAGGGUUGAAUCUAAGCAAAUGCCUAUACUAACCUUAUUUCUGCAGGGUCCAAAUGUAUCAAUGAUUAAUUUACAUUUUUUUCUGAAAUAGGGUGUGUCCUGCAAGAAAUCUAAUGAAUAAAACCUCUAAAAAUGAA